Molecule: messenger RNA, 1213 nt
Organism: Paramecium primaurelia
Lineage: Eukaryota; Ciliophora; Oligohymenophorea; Peniculida; Parameciidae
Source: the annotation of a GenBank genome assembly
AUGGACUAAGCCAAUAAAUUGUAAUAUUAACAACAAGUUGAAAAUUAUCUUGAAACAAAUAAAGUAUAUCACAUCUUUGAAGAUCUACUUAAAUCUUUAAUUAUUAAAAAACCUGAUGAUCCAAUAUAGUUUCUAAUCAAUAAAUUAUAAGAACCAGAAAGUAUAUAUGAUACAUCAAUAAAGGCAAAAAAAUCUUUGUAGUUGGUCCUCCUGGAUCAAAAUUAAGAGAAUUAUCACUUACAUUGGCUGAUUAUUUGAAUUUUCAUAUUGUUUCUAUAGGAGAUUUAAUUGAAAAGGAGUUAAGCAAAAAAUCUGAAUUGGUAUACAUCUCUUACUAUUUUUAAUUUAGAGUUAAUAAAUUUAAGAAUCUUUGGAUAAAUUUUAAUAUGUGAGUGAUGAAAUUGUGAUUAAUAUAGCACUUAAUUAGAUUAAUCAUUUAGAGAAUGAAAAGAAAAGUUAUAUUUUUGAAGGAUUCCCUAAAACUAGAGUUUAAGGAUUGGCACUUUAAAAAGAAGGUAUAAUACCUGAUGCAUUCUUAAUUUUGGAAAUGUCAUAAGAAAAAAUAUAUCAAUGUUGUUUUAAAAAGUUAGAAACAGAACCAUUUAAUAAAUUAAAUAACAAAGAAGACUUAGUAAAAAAUCAUUCUUUAGAAUAUUAAUUGAAUUUAAAGUAAGUUAAAGACAUAUACAAGAAUUAAUACUUUUCAGUUGAUGGAGAAAAGAAUUAUGAAUUAGAAGAUAUGGCAGUAUAUUAUUAAAAUUAAUUAAUAUAGUAAUUAUUGAAAUACAAACUUUAUGAUAAUUCACCUAAAAGAGCUCUUAGAAUAGUUGUAAUAGGACCACCUGGAUCAGGAAGAUCUACUUUAGCUAAAAAAUUNUAGAUUGAUUGUCCACUCUCAGAAUUGAUGACUAAUGAAGAAAUAAGAGAAUGGGCUUUUUCAUUGGAUCCUCAACCUGAAAAGAAAAGCAAAUUAAAUUCUUCUAUGCCUCAAAUAAGCAGUUCAGCUACUAUCAAUAGGGCUUGUCAAAAACAAUAAGAAUUUAAGACCAAAUAAGUCCCUCGAAUUAUUUAAACACCAUAAUAAGCACCUUUUUAAUUAGAAAAUCAAAAACAAAAAAAAGAAAUCAUUCAUCGUUUAAAACUUUAAAAUAGAUUAAUGAAAGAAAUGAUUUAGUAAUAAAAAGACUUAUUAGAACAAAUGAAAAAGGCUUGA